Molecule: messenger RNA, 5571 nt
Organism: Rhipicephalus microplus (southern cattle tick)
Lineage: Eukaryota; Metazoa; Arthropoda; Arachnida; Ixodida; Ixodidae
Biological process (GO): actin crosslink formation; regulation of microtubule polymerization or depolymerization; protein localization to microtubule plus-end
Cellular component (GO): cytoplasm; actin filament; microtubule plus-end
Molecular function (GO): actin filament binding; cytoskeletal adaptor activity; microtubule binding
Source: RefSeq, a predicted model, not a curated record
GUGCAGUGAGUGCUUGUCGUAGUUCGUUUCAAACAGAGGCGGCCAGCCGGCCGAGGUGGACUUAGAGAAGUCGUCAUGUCUUCGGCGGCUUACGAGCUCGGAGCCGUGCGGCUCGAGAUCAGGCCGCUGAGGCCUUUCAAGUCUAGCGAGGAGUACUUGUGGGCCAUGAAGGAAGACUUGGCCGAGUGGAUGAACACGCUGUACGGCCUCAAGCUGACGCCCGAGACGUUCCUGGAGUCUCUGGACGACGGCGUGACGUUGUGCCGUCACGCGAACAAGGUUCUCGAGGCGGCUCGACGCGAAGGCCGGCUGGCCGCGCUCAAGCUGCCCGACCGGGACGUGGUGUACCGCCCCGACGUCCAGCGCGGCACCUUCCAGGCUCGCGACAACGUCUCCAACUUCAUCGCCUUCUGUCGCGCGCUCGACAUCAAGGAGUGCCUGCUGUUCGAGACCGAGGACCUGGUGAUGCGCAAGAACGAGCGCAGCUUCAUACUGUGCCUUCUCGAAGUGGCUCGCCGUGGAGCCCGUCUGGGCAUGCUGGCGCCGCUGCUCGUGCAGUUCGAGCAGGAGAUCGACGCCGAGCUCGAGCACGAGUGCGACUCGGACGAAGAGCCGCCCCCGCCGAGGCCGCAGAUCAUCACCAACGACUUGCGAUCGCUUCACGAAAGGGUAGUGGACCUGCUGAACAGGUGUACCUGCCCGUCCCAGUUCCCGAUGAUACGCGUUGCGGACGGGAAGUACAGGAUUGGAGAUACGAAGGUGCUCAUCUUCGUGCGGAUACUCCGCAGUCACGUGAUGGUGCGCGUGGGCGGCGGAUGGGACACGCUGGAGCACUACCUCGACAAGCACGAUCCUUGCAGGUGCAGAUCAGGCCACAGGACAUCGACAUCGGCAAAGCUGACCAUGACUGCCGGAAAGGGUGGUAGCCCAACCAUGCAGGUCACAUACAAUAGACCUCCCGCAGCAAACUACUCUUACGGCAGCACGUCGCCACUGAUGUCACACAGAGGCCUGCUGCACAACAACUCGCUGACCGGCGACCACGACCGAGACCUGACACCGUCAAGAAUAUCGCACUGCAGCGACGACUCGACCAGCUCGAGCAGCGGUGGUUGCGGAGUGCCCGCCGACAGCAGUAGCGAGACAUCCGAAGGCGAGUUCGCCAAGACACCUGGAGGGUCGCGGAAGUGUUCGCCGCGAAAGAUCGCCAAGACAGGCAACAUCACACCACAGCCGGGCGAAUUCGGAAGCACCAACGGCACCUCCCCGUGGAAGAUGGCGCCGCCAGAACGACCCGACCCGGCGGGAGGACGUUCACACGACGUCAUCGACAGCAGUGCCGCGUCGGCCGACGAGAGCUACGCAUCGUCCGCUUCGCCCUCCGCCUCUCCCGCCAAGACGAACGGAACGGCAUCCUCUCCGAGACAUUCAAUAUCUGGUGUAGGGUCCAGGCAGACUCCUCCGCCACCAUCUGCCAAGUCUAGGAUUCCCUACCUCGCCGCACCCAACCGGGCCACGAGCUCGGAGAAUCUGACCACAAACGGAACGACGUCGCCAAUUCCUCAACAUCAUCAGCAGCAACAGAUGACCAAGCAGCAGGCGAUGACCAACGGCAGAGUCCGACAGUCGUCUACUCCGCCUAACCCCAACGCAAGGCGUCGUUCGGUGGACGCCGGACUGGCCACUCUACCCCGAUCGAGGUCUCACAGCAGUGAAGGGAGCAUGACUUCCGACAAGGCGUUCCUCACGCGAGGCGUCCCGGGUCGCUGCUCGUGGAGGAGUCCGCCCCCAGUCCGGACCUCGCCGCGGUCUAACUCUGACGGCAACAAGACGUGGGCCUUCCGGCAGCGUGGUUCUUCCAGACCGGCCUUGACGCCGGACCUCUUCACCGAACCCGGCUCCAAGAGAAGCGCGGUCCACUCGAGCCCGACCAAAUCUCAGCGGCCCAACGUGAUAUCGCCCCUACUGCAGGAGCUGCUGCGUGAAAAAGACCUCGAUUCUGACGACAAGAUCCUGAAGAAGAUGGAGUUCAUCGUCAAUCACUACCGUUCGCGACUUGACAAGGGUGAUUGCGGUGAUGCCAAUGGCACCUCCACCCUCCCUAAAGCCUCCCAUACAGCACCCACGUCACCCGACAGCUUCUGCAGCCCUCCAUGUCGGAGGCGGGGCUCAAAGAUACCCAUGGCUACUUACUAUGACAGGGACUAAUUCAUACUGUCUCUUUGAGGACUCUUGUGCCGAGUACUGGCAUCUGUCUCGGGGUGUACCGAAAGAUCAUCGGUGCCAUAACAGAUUUGGGCCAGUUCAAAUGAAAAAAAAAUGUGUGGAUUGCUCACAGGACUGGCCCUCCCCGACAGGCUAGAAUGCCACGGUCGAGGAUUGAUUUCCUCCUGAAAGAGGAUAAGUUGUUAGAUGAUGCACCUGGCCAAUGCUUUAUGGUCUGUUACGUAGGGAGUGACGACACGAUUUUGCAGGCAUUCAGCUAUGGUUCUUGUGUUGUCGUGUGUGUUGCGGAGUUUAUUGAUGUCGGGCGCUCUCCGCCAACUGCAGGAGACAACUUUACUCUUGAGUUUGGCAUCGCAACAACAGUUGCUUAACGUGUAGGUAGCACGUGAGACCCCACCUUUAAUCAUGGCUAUGGUUAACUCGCAGCUGCUCCACCUGUUGCAUGACGCAGAACUGAAAGAAGAAGAAGAAGAAAAGGCACGCGUUGUUUCGGGUGCGUUUGCUGCUCGGAGCUGACGUUUUGUUUGACCAGAUCAAACUUUUAUAUAAAAUGUUACCUGAAGCGAGGCUCGUACGAACGUAGCAGCAGUCGCGCGAGUCUUGUGUCGGUCUGAACUAUAGUGACAGCAUAGUCACUGACAUGGUUAAAAAUGUAGGGAUGAAAUGAAACUUGGUAUAACGCAGUCGUAUAUCAAUAAAUGCGCUCAGGAGCUUUUUUACCAUGAAUGCUACAGAAUAACAAUGUAGAUAUAUUUUUCAGAUCUAUUUUACCUGGCACUACGGUGCGCAGAAAUAUAAGAACUGCGUUUUCUGGUUGCGUCUUCGCAUUAGUACUGGAAAAGUGAAACACAAGUGGUAGAUAGGGCGAAAUGUCCGGAGAUAGAACGUGUUUAGGAGGAGUAAGUAAUACGUAACAUGGCAUUUAAUGGAACGGUACAUCUGCGACCUCUUCAAAGGUCAUUUUGCUGCCUUGUCUGAGCUAGUGACUGCUGCCGAUACCGCCCAGAGCGGGCGGAGUGGGGCUUGGUCCAAAAUGCGCUUUCUUUUAAUGUAUUUUGUUUGGGAAGAGUGCCAUGCAUGAUGUAUGUGAAGAGUUGAUGAGUGUUUUGUAUAUUUUUUUUGCUUUCGCUGAAGCAACAAGACAAUUGACAGUGAGCUUGUUUUGCUCUUUUUGUUUUGUUACACGAUUCUUACGUCCAUUAUCUCUGUGUUCACGCAAGCAGCUGAUUUUAUCGUUUAUUUUUUAAUCUGUACAGCGCUGCAAUCGGCCACCACAUCAUGACCCGGGCGCACAUCUUAAAACUGCUCGGAAGUGGCGCGUCUCUUGACGAAUGUCCGCUUUCGUCGCUUCCUCUAGUCCGCAGGAUAUAGAACGCAGAUUUACACGGGCUGGUUUUCCUUCCAGACCAAUAACCUAACUAAGUGUGACUAGUACGAGGCUUCCACAUUUCUUGGCUAUCACGCCUUCGUUUAUUGCUCUAGUAGAAUUUUAUUUACAAAUGCCAGACACAAAAAGGAACAGUGCCUGACGGUAGGUUUUAGAUUGAGGUCGAUGUAAAGACGAAAAUGGAUGAUGGACAUGUUUGUUGAUUCCAGCUUUAUGAAAACGUGAGUGUUCAUAAAAUAUGAAAACUUUGGAGCAACGGAGGGAGGACCAAGGAAAAAAAUAGCUUCAGCUUCUGCGUCGAAAUUUUGGCUAAGGGGCCCGUGUUCUCCAGUGUCCUGACACAUACAGAGGUUCGUUGUCUGAACUUGGGCUCCAGGUCUAGGAUUCUUUCCAUUUGCCCACCGUCGUACCAUUAAUUACUCGAGUGUGGCACAUCGCGACAAAUUGUCAAACCGAGUUCGCCGAUCGCAACCUCGCCCCUAAGGUACUCCUACAGAUCACUUAACUGUAGGUUGCCGUAAGCAACAGCUGUCGUUUGAUAGACUGAGGGUCGAGGCGAUGCAUUACGCGAUGUACACGUGGGCUCUUGCGUUUGUCUUGAUUGUUGGCGAGGCACUAGGCGGUUUUAGAAUACGGUACAUUUGCGUUAGCGUUUGUCGCUACUGCGAAUGCGUCAUACCCUAAGCUCUCGGGUAUGUACCUAAUAGAGAGUUUUCGAAUAGGGGUCCCAAAGAAAUAGGCUCAAGGCCACGGCGUGCGCACAAAACCCAGACUGCUUUCGGGUGUUGCGUUGGGGACGCUAUUUCUUGAAUUUAGCGGCAGCCCUAAAGCCUGCCCCAAAAGAUUUGCGUCAGACAAGCGUCAGGGCACCCACUGAACUCUCGCCUAUCCGCCUACAGACAGGCGUGACCUAAAAUAGGGGGAGUGUCCAAAAUGCAGAAGACCCUAUUCGAUAAAAAUUUGCGCUUGCUUGGCCCGAAGUGUACAUACACAAAGAGCUUUGGGGACCCCAUUCGAAAACUCCCUUAUAUGUUGAAACAAAGUAGCGUACAUACCCAAGCAACGCGGAGCAUAGCAACUCAAUUCUAAAGCUCUCUAUUGGUUUUCGAAGAGUGUUUUUCACAAACAGAGAACGCGUGAGACACAGCACAUGUUUCUAAUUCAUCGCGAUAGUUCAGUUAUUGUUGCUCAUCAUAUGAAGCCUGUAGUAUAUAAUGCAUCUAUGCCAAAUAUUACGCCGUAUGGUUAGGAACACGCGCUCAGAAAUGGGAAAAAAAAGUGGAUCAAGUUCAGGAGACUUCCUGCUGUGCGUGUUGGUGCGAAGAAGAACGUAGGAUAACGACUACCUAGGAACUUGGAAGUUGAAAAGCACAGCAGUGUUCCGCAAGUUUCGUAGCGUCAAAAUCCGUUAAUAAUUGGCAUUAGUUGUAAGGUAUUCAUGACUUACGUAACAGAUAUGACGCCCGCGCUGCUUGGCAGCUGUUAUGAUGACUGCACCGUGAGGGGUUAGACUAAACGUUAAUACAGAGCAAAAACUAAAAUAAGCGUGCGAUAUAGCCGUGGAAGUUUCAAUGUUUAUUAGCCGAAAUCGAACACUCGCAAAUUGCGGAGUAGUCUUUCGUACACAAUUACUGUGAAUUCUUUAAUAGGAGCGAGACACGCAAAGGCGCAGCUAGCGCACUGUGACGAAACCACGCGUUAUGUUGACUCGCGUACGACGCAACGCGCUUAUGUCGGAAGUGCUGUACACUGUUACUUAGCGUUAAAGAAAAAAAUACACCCACACGCAUGUGUUUUCGGUAAGCACGCCAUCAAAAACGAUGUAACAAAGUGUUCUGUUCCAUUUUUUUCUUCUUCUAGGAACUGUCAAAUUUGUCAUUGUUGUCGGUAUGCUUUGUCGUUGCCUAUACCUCAGCUAAAAUUUUGUAAAUAAAAGUUCUGUUUUUAACAAAAAAAAA